Messenger RNA from Onychostoma macrolepis, 2049 nucleotides. Its product is annotated as E3 ubiquitin-protein ligase TRIM39. The transcript has 6 exons. The coding region runs from base 132 to 1928 and encodes 598 amino acids. Gene Ontology annotation, molecular function: protein binding; zinc ion binding. NCBI's taxonomy places the organism in Eukaryota, Metazoa, Chordata, Actinopteri, Cypriniformes, Cyprinidae. The record is from RefSeq and is a predicted model, not a curated record.
AAUGUGUUCCUUUCUAAGUGCUUGUUCAAUUGGUGCAUCACCCUUUCUUUUUAAUAUGAUUUGGUUGUGUAUGAGCAAUUGUACUAAGGCUAUUAUUUUAAAAGACACCUUCAAACUUUACUUGUACCUUCAUGCAAAUCUUUACUGUAAUACCAAUUAAAUUAUUUUAUUUGAUAUUUUACAGCCCAUAUCAAAACCAGUUUGACAGGUUCAAUUUGUUUAAAAAGGAGGGGCAAGUAGAGAUAUCUUGUGUGUUUGCACAAUCAUUUGGUUGUUUUUUUCUCUCUCUAGCGAUGGCUUCUUCCAUCAGUUCCCAGGUUGAACAGUACCUGUGUUCAAUAUGUCAGGAUUUCUUCACUGACCCAGUAACCAUUCCGUGUGGACACAACUUCUGCAUAGAAUGCAUCACUCAACACUGGGACAGCAGUAUGGGCACGCAAUGUCCCCUUUGCAAGAAGAACUUUCACUUGAGACCAGAUCUUGGCAUCAACAGAGAAUUCAGAGAGCUCAUUGAAGGACUGAAGAGGGGAGAAAGUCCUGUCCAACCUGGUGCAGUACCAUGUGAUGCCUGUACAAAAAUAAAGAGAGGAGCUUUGAAGUCUUGCCUGCAUUGUGAAGGAUCUUUCUGUAAAACUCACCUAGAGCCUCAUAACACUGUAGCAAAACUGAAGAAACACAAACUUAUCAACCCUGUGGAGAAUCUGGAUGAUUAUAUAUGUCCGAAGCAUGAGAAGCCGCUGGAGCUGUUCUGCAGAGAUGAUCAGAAGUGUGUGUGCCUGUCGUGUAUGACCAAAGACCACAAAACCCACAACACUGUUCCUGUAGAGAAGGAGAGUGAAGAACGGAAGUCUCAGUUAGGGAGAAGACAAGCCGAGGUUAAUUUGAUGAUUCAGAGCAGAAUGAAGAAAACUGAAGAAAUCAAAUGCUCGGUACAGCUGAGCAAGCAAAGUUCAGAAAAAGAAAAAGCAGACAUUGUCAAGCUGUUCACUGAUCUGAUGGACUCCAUUGAGAGAUGUCAGUCUGAGCUGCUGGAGGUGAUCGAGCAGAAGCAGAAAGCAGCAGAGAAUCAGGCCAUGCAGCUGAUUAAAGAGCUGGAGCAGGAAAUCGCUGAACUCAAGAGGAGAAACAGUGAGCUGGAGCAGCUCUCACACACUGAGGAUCACCUGCACCUCCUACAGAUUUAUCCGUCCCUGUGCAGCCCUUUAGACACCAAGAUCUGGGCUGGGAUCCAUACUGACACUCAUCUGAAAGAGGACGCUGUGAGGAGAGCCCUGACAAAGCAUCAAGAUUUUCUCAGUAGUGCAAUGGUGAAGAUUACAGGAAAUGAGCUGAAGAGGAUUGAGAAUUUUACAGUGAAUGUGACUAUGGAUCCUGAAACAGCUCAUCCUAAACUCUUCUUGUCCGAGGAUGACAAACAAGCUGGAUAUGGAGAAACACGACAGAUUGUCCCAGACACUCCGUGGAGGUUUGAUACAUGUCCCAGCGUCCUGGGGAAGGAGGGAUUCUCCUCUGGGAAAUUUUAUUUCGAGGUGCAGGUGAAAGGGAAAACUGAGUGGGAUGUAGGUGUGGCGACGGAGACUGUUAACAGGAAGGGAAUAAUUACUCUGAGUCCAAGGAAUGGACUCUGGACUCUGUGGUUGAGGAAUGGAAGUGAGUUUAAGGCCUGUGACUGUCUGUCUGUCUCUCUCUGUCUAAAAGUCAAGCCCCAGAAGGUGGGUGUAUAUGUAGACUAUGAGGAAGGUCUGGUCUCAUUUUAUGAUGUGGAGUCCAGGUCUCAUAUCUACUCUUUCACUGGUCAGGCUUUCACCGAAAGACUCUAUCCAUAUUUCAGCCCAGGCUUUACUCAAGGAGAUAAAAAUUCAGCCCCACUGAUCAUUUCACCUGUCGGAAAGAAUAAGUGUAUUUUAGCCAACUAUAACCAUUUGUAAUUCAAAUAAAAUGAAUGAAUGAAGGAAGAAUGACUGACAGUGUAAUACAUUUUUUUGCUAGUAAGACUACUUUCUUUUCACAAUAAUGUUCCAAUUACAGUAACCUCAAAUAAAGAUGAUC